Aedes albopictus (Asian tiger mosquito) is the source of this 696-nucleotide messenger RNA. RefSeq lists its product as uncharacterized. The record is from RefSeq and is a predicted model, not a curated record. The transcript has a single exon. The coding region runs from base 1 to 696 and encodes 231 amino acids. NCBI's taxonomy places the organism in Eukaryota, Metazoa, Arthropoda, Insecta, Diptera, Culicidae.
AUGUGCAACUUGCAAGAACUCUGCUCGAUUCGUGCUCCGAAUACCCGAAGCCUGUGUCAGAAGCUCAAGCUAGAAGGAUCUUCGAACCAUCUGUCUAUCGCCGGUAUUGGAAGAUCGUUUGCUAAAUCGACUAGAAUGGUGAGCGCAACCGUCGCUCCACGGUCGCUCAGAAUAUCACCGUAUUCGGAAAACAUCCAACUGCACGUUCUACCAAAGCUGACUUCAGAGUUGCCAACUGAGUUCGUGAAUGUACAACAGCUAGCGAUUCCGGAACAUCUUACGCUAGCCGAUCCUACAUUUUUUGAGCCUGGAUCGAUUGACCUAAUCAUCGGUGCAGAAUAUUACUACGAUUUGUUGUCAGAUGGAAGAAUCAAGCUAGUAGAUGAUGGACCCACUCUUCAAGAAACCGUCUUCGGCUGGGUCGUCUCUGGACGUGUACCCGGUUCUUCAAUUGCUGUACUACGAACCGUUUCCUAUCCUUGUACUGUUUCCGACAUGAACGAGCUACUCACGAAGUUUUGGGAACUCGAAUCCUGCCACACUGGAAACACGUUGUCAGUAGAGGUGUCAACGUGUGAAGAAAUCUUCGAGCGAACUACUAUCCGAGAUGAAACUGGCAGAUUCGUAGUCACCCUACCGAAAAAGGAAGCUGUCAUUCAGAAACUGGGAGACUCCAAGGCCAACGCUCUCAAAUGA